AUGAAUAUCUCGACAUCGACAUUCUCCACCAAGAGAAGAGGGCUGAAAAAAGUCGAGGAAGAAGAAAAUGCCGCAACGCUUCAACUGGGAGAAGAGUUCCAACUAACUCAAGUAAACCAUCAAGGACAAGAAGAAGAGCUCAUUGCGUUGAACCUGAGUGAAGCAAGACUGGUAAUCAAGGAAUCUUUGGAAUUACGCAAAAGACUGUUCAAACAGUGGAACAAGAGAGAUGAUGCAAUGGAAACGGACGACGAUGUCGACGAAGACGCACACACGCAGAGCCACGAAAAAGAGCUUCAAAAUAUCGACAAGCUUCUGGAAACGACCACGGGCGGCAAUAACCAGGCUCUGAAACAAACCAUGGUGUAUUUGACCAAUUUUUCCCGUUUCAAAGACCAGGAAACAGUCACAGCAGUCACCCAACUUUUGCAGAGCACAAACCUGCAUCCAUUCGAAAUAUCCCAACUCGGAUCUCUCUCGUGUGAAGAUGCAGACGAAGCCAAAACUUUGAUUCCCAGUCUGGGUAAUAAAAUAUCAGAUGACGACCUCGAAAGGAUAUUGAAAGAGCUGUCAAAUCUCGAAACCUUGUAUUAA
Molecule: messenger RNA, 594 nt
Organism: Lachancea meyersii CBS 8951
Lineage: Eukaryota; Fungi; Ascomycota; Saccharomycetes; Saccharomycetales; Saccharomycetaceae
Source: the annotation of a GenBank genome assembly